Messenger RNA from Pelagomonas calceolata, 1714 nucleotides. NCBI's taxonomy places the organism in Eukaryota, Pelagophyceae, Pelagomonadales, Pelagomonadaceae. The record is from the annotation of a GenBank genome assembly.
GUGAGCACACUAGGAAUCGAGCAAACGAGCAAAAAACGGCUUGUUGUAUGCUGUGUGUUGGCCGUUGCCUACGCAUCGAUCACCGCUGAUCGCUCUCCAAAGCAGACAAGACGAGAUGGCUGCCCCGCGCAAGCAACAAACCGAUAGAUGAAGGGGCUGCUCCUGAUGCCAUGCCUGGCCGCGGCGGCGCCAAAUGCCUGGCGCCGCUGGCGGCGCCAACAACAACAACAGAUGCCGGAACCGGUGGCACCCGAGUGGACCAAAGAAAUGCCGCAGACGUGGGAACCCGCGCCGUCGCUGCGGGCCUGGCGCGGCGUCGCGCCCGCGUGCGCCUGGUGCGCCCACGUGGACCAGAAGCACGCCUACUGCCAGGGCUUCGGCGGGCGGUUUUGUGAUGACGGCGUCGAUGAGUGCUCCAUUCCCUCACGCGAGCUCGACAGACACUGCGCCAAGGCGUAUGCCGCCACGGGCCUAGACGCCUGCGUGGCCCGCUGCGACGGUGUAUUGCGAAAAAAUGCCUGCGCGGCGCGCUGCCUGCACGCGGCACAAUCUGCGGUGCGCCCCGACGCCUGCGCGGCGCGCUGCGCGCACGCGGCGACCGCCGCGCCGCGGGACUGCGUCGAGAAGUGGGUCUCUCUUAACCAAGACGCCGCGUUAGUUGCCUCAAAAGGAUGCCACCAAUCUGUUGAUGAGUUCUUCCUCGGUUCACAAACGGACACGCUGUCCGUGUUAAUUCAUUUGCAGAAAACGGGCGGCUGGAGCGUCGUCGACGCGGCGCGGGCGGCGGGCGUGCGCUGCCCGUCCGUCAUCGCCAAUGCUGAUGGAAGGCGCUCCACGGAGCACCUCGACGGCUGCGCGGGGUAUAGGGCCUCGACGCCCCAGGACGAGGGCUUGUUACGGGCGUCGACGGUCGGCCAGCAGGCCGUCCUCAGCGCCCACCACCGCAUGUUUGCGUUACUGCAUGUCGAACAGCCGCUGAGCCGCGUCUGGCCCGCGUUCCUCGGCACGCGGCAGGUUUUGUACGUUACGGUACUGCGAGAUCCUCUGAAACGCGCGCUCUCGCACUUCAAGAUGGCGACGCGCGAGGUGCACAUCCCCGGCAUUUAUUCUGGUUUACCUUUCGGGCGCGUUGUGGAGCUCCAGGAAUUCGCGGACAAGCCGCUGCGGGACUGCUUACUGUGUUCGAGGCGAGGCCGCGCGUCCGACCGGACGCAGGGCUACUUUGGGGUGGACGCGAAACGGAACGCCUCGACCCUAGUCGGGGGCGGCGAGUUCCGCCAUUGUUGUAGGAGGCAGUGGCGUUAUGCGGCGGACAACUACUACGCGCGGGAGUUAUGCGGCUUCGCGUCGCUCGCGGAGCUGCCGUUCGGGGACGUCAACGAAACGCAUGGGGACGAAGCGUCGCGGCGCCUCGACGCCUUUGAUGCUGUUUUAAUAACGGAGCGAUUGCAUGAAGCGCGCCCCGUGCUCGCUUCAAAACUCGGCUGGCGCCUGCCCCGGGACUUUGCCGUGCCGUGGCGGAACAAGGGGUCGACAGAAGAGGAAGAAUAUUCCGAGGCCGCGCUGGCGGCGCUCGAGGCGCGCAAUUCCAUCGAUCGGGCGGUGUACGCGCGGGCGGCGCGCGCGUUCGACGCGAGUCUGCGGAAGCGGCGGUCGCGGCGACGGCGUCACGACGGGGACGUGUUGUGAGUGUGUAAAGUCUAACGUUAACUUA